Messenger RNA from Ostrea edulis (European flat oyster), 2836 nucleotides. Its product is annotated as probable serine carboxypeptidase CPVL. Gene Ontology annotation, biological process: proteolysis. The record is from RefSeq and is a predicted model, not a curated record. The transcript is spliced from 13 exons. Gene Ontology annotation, molecular function: serine-type carboxypeptidase activity. Bases 168 to 1598 code for a protein of 476 amino acids. NCBI's taxonomy places the organism in Eukaryota, Metazoa, Mollusca, Bivalvia, Ostreida, Ostreidae.
AUUGUCAAAACACGUGAGUGUCAUGUGAUACCCAUCGUCAACAAAAGGAAGUGUUGCAGAAAUAACUAACAGUGCAGUAUACUGUUGGAUCGUUAACUGAUCGUUGAGUUUAUGGUUAUGACAUUAUAAUCCACAGUUAACAGGAGCUGUAACUUUCGCAUCCAGCUAUGAUGUCAUUGUGUGUCUUGAGCCUGACUGUUUUUGUCCUUUGUGGGGUGCAGGUGCUCAGUGCUAGAGGGGGACUCCGGGGGAUGUUUCCAGACAAAUAUCCGCCCAUGUUACUGAAUGGCAUUGACCCUGGCAAGCCGCUGUUCCUAACCCCUUAUGUAGAAAAGGGGCAGUUUGAUAUGGCCCAGAAACUGAGCAGAGUGGGACAACUGGAGGGAACAAAUAUAGAGAGCUAUGCUGGGUUUUUCACGGUCAACAAGACAACCAAUAGCAACAUGUUCUUCUGGUUCUUUCCCGCUCAGACCAAUCCUGAGACUCAGCCGGUGCUGCUGUGGUUACAAGGCGGUCCCGGCGGAUCCUCUCUGUUCGGGUUGUUUGUAGAGAAUGGACCAAUCAUGGUGGACAAAGACAUGAAAUUGAGCAACCGAAAAGUUACUUGGAACACAAAGUACUCCAUGCUAUACAUCGACAACCCCGUUGGAACGGGGUUCAGUUUCACGGACAAAGAUGAAGGUUACGCUAGAAACGAAGUGGAUGUGGCACGGGAUCUUUACAGCUGUCUCACUCAAUUCUUCCAAGUCUUCCACCAAUACCAGAAAAACGAUUUUUACGCAACAGGGGAGUCAUAUGCUGGUAAAUAUGUUCCUGCAAUAUCCUACAAAAUUCACACCGAGAAUCCAACGGCUAAAACCAAAAUCAACUUCAAAGGAAUGGCCAUAGGAGAUGGGCUAUGUGACCCGGAAACGAUGAUGGGUCAGUAUGCUCCGUUUAUGUACAGCAUUGGUUUACUGGAUGAGAAGCAGAGAGCAUACUUUCAGGAUAUGACAGACAAAGCUACGGUGUACAUUAGAAACAAGGACUUCCGGUCAGCGUUCAAUAUCUUUGACACACUUUUGAAUGGUGACCUUACUCCAAAUGCGCCCUACUUUUACAAUGUGACUAACAUUCAUAAUUACUACAACUUCUUGCUUACUGAGCAACCAGAAGAAUUUAAUUACUACGGGUCUUACCUCGCCAAACCAGAGGUGAGAGCAGCCAUCCAUGUCGGCAAUCUAACGUAUAACAGCGGCACUGCUGUAGAAAUGCAUAUCAUCAAUGACAUCAUGGACACCGUGAAGCCCUGGAUAGCUACCCUGAUGGAUAAUUAUAAGGUGAUGUUCUACAAUGGACAGUUGGACAUCAUUAUCCCCGUCCCAAUGACCGAGUACUUCCUGCUGUCUGUUGAUUGGUCGGGGAAGGAUUUGUACCGGACUACCGACAGAUUGAUCUGGCGAGUGAACCCGGAUGAUAAGGAAGUAGCGGGCUAUGUCAGGAUCGUUAAAAACUUUUUCCAGGUGAUUGUGAGAAAUUCAGGUCAUAUCUUACCUUAUGACCAACCAGAGCGAGGCUACGACAUGAUACAAAGAUUUAUAGAGAACAGAAGAUUCUGAGUGUAUGAAAGGGUUUUUAUACGUUUUGUAUUAUUAUAUUCCACUUGAUACCUAAUAAACAACAAAACACGCGUAUGACGUCAUCGUUUGUAACAUUGCUUUUGUUAUCUAACAAGAAUUUUUAUUGACUCUGAUGCAGACAAAAUCUUAUAUAAAUUAUAUACCUAUAUAUACCACGGAAUCAUAGCCUAUCAACAACUUGCUUUCCUGGAAAUCUGUUGUCUACUCUUUGCGUGUAAGUUCAUUUACAUGGCAUAUGUGGCCGAUCAGAGAUGGUUGAACCAUCGUGGCUCAGACAAAAAAAAUCAAAAAUAAAUCAAGGAAAGAGAUGAAAUUGGAAGCGGAAAUGAAUGAAAAUAUAAAAACAACAAAAAUGUGAGGAAGUUUAAUUCUACAAUGUAUGUGGUUAGAAUAAGUGCGAGGGGCUAAAAUUUGAAAACGAUGGCAUGGUUUGUGUAUACACUUUACAUCGACUUUGUUGAUAACAGCGAUUGAGAGUGGCGAUGACUCGGGACAUGGAGAAUGAGACUGAGCAGUUGAUAGAGACUAGCAUUGCAAUGCUAAGUAACAUCGUAUUGGAAAUCGAAAGAGAAUACUGCUGAACAUGUUAAUGUUUUGAGCUCUCGUCAUCACUGAUUAAAAAUAAAAAAAAAAAAGUUGAAAACAAAAUUUCAGAUUAUCUAUUGUUUGAUAAUUUUUUUAUUUGUCUGGUAGGUUUUAUUUUCUUCUAAAUUCUCCCGAUCUACAAGAUACUGGUAUAUCCACGCUCUUUCUCCUACUCUGCGACAUCGUUUGUAACAUUGCAUCUGUCAUCUAAUAAAAGAUCAUCCAACGACAUCGAGUGUAACAUUGUAUUUGUUAUUUAAUACAGGGCAAUACAUCGUUUAUAACUCUGUAUUUGUUAUUUAAUACAGUGCAAUACAUCGUUUAUAACUCUGUAUUUGUUAUUUAAUACAAGGCAAUGCAUCGUUUAUAACUCUGUAUUUGUUAUUUAAUACAGGGCAAUACAUCGUUUCUAACAUUGUAUUUGUUAUUUAAUACUGGGCAAUACAUCGUUUAUAACUUUGUAUUUGUUAUUUAAUACAGGGCAAUACAUCAUUUAUAAUUUUGUAUUUGUUAUUCAAUAACGAUCAUGCAACGACAUCGUUUGUAACUUUGCAUUUAUUAUCUAAUUAACAACAAUGCGACAUCGUUUAUAUCAUUGCAGUUUUUAUUUAAUAAACGUCAAUACAAUGACA